This is a messenger RNA of Williopsis jadinii, 951 nucleotides long. RefSeq names its product aldo/keto reductase family protein. Lineage: Eukaryota; Fungi; Ascomycota; Saccharomycetes; Phaffomycetales; Wickerhamomycetaceae. The record is from RefSeq and is a predicted model, not a curated record. The transcript has a single exon. The coding region runs from base 1 to 951 and encodes 316 amino acids. Gene Ontology annotation, cellular component: cytosol. Gene Ontology annotation, molecular function: aldose reductase (NADPH) activity.
AUGACUGCACCAGAAAUCAACAGAGAUACUUUCAAGCUGAACAGUGGCUUUCUCAUUCCAGCUGUUGCGCUUGGGACUUGGAAAUCAUCACCGGAAGACUGCUACAACGCCGUCAAGCAUGCGUUGAAUGUUGGCUACAGACACAUCGAUACCGCCAGAAUUUACUUAAACGAGGCCUCUGUUGGAAAGGCUAUCAAUGAUUUCCUCAAAGAAUCUGACGAUGUGAAGAGGGAAGAUAUCUUCGUUACUACCAAGCUAUGCCCAUGCGAUUAUCACGACCCUGAAACAGCAAUAUUGGGCUCCUUAGAAAGACUUCAGCUGGAUUACGUUGAUCUGUACCUGAUGCACCAUUCUUUGGCUGAGGUUAGCGGCGAAGGUUUAAAACCAGUUGACGAGGACGGAUUCAGAAAGCACAUUCCAUUUGAAAAGCUCAGCUACGUCGAUGCCUACAAGGUAGUGCAAACCUUCGUCAACAAAGGAUACACCAGAUCUGUAGGUGUUUGUAACUUCAACGUUCCGAAAGUGCAAAGGCUGCUUGAAGUUAGUGAAAUACCACCAGCGGUGGUUCAGUGUGAGAUUCAUCCCUACCUUCCACAGCAGGACUUGGUUGACUUCUGCAAAGAACAUGGCAUCGUUGUUGAAGCAUUCUCGCCUCUUGGAUCUACUGGUGCUCCAUUGCUUAAUGAGCCUAUCUUGGUCAGUGUUGCUGAGAAAUAUCAAGUGUCACCGGCCUGUAUUGCCAUCAGUUGGGCCAUUGCUAGAGGAACAGUGCCACUCCCGAAAUCAACUAAUGACAGCCGUAUUGAGGCUAACUUGAAAACAAUCAAGCUCAGUGAUCAAGACGUUGAACUCAUUAAUAACAUUAGCAAGACCACCACUAAGAGAUAUCUCAACUCCAAGUGGCGUAUUGACGUCUACUACAGUGAUGCAGAGUUCAAUCCUGUUAAAUAA